UAGAACAAUGUAUUUUUAUGACAAAAUGUUUAUCCUUUUUAUAAUUUUUAUUUUUAUCAAUUUAUUUUUAUUUACAUUACUAUUAUUCACCAAACGUGUAACAAAAAGGCUCCCAAGGUUACAAUCGACAGACAACAAUAUAGUUGAAAACGAAAGCGCCAUAUAUUUUAACAAAAUAUCUUCGGGAGAACAAACUACAAACUCCAUUGGCGUAAUAUUAACAAGAGAACAAUCAACAAACUCGAUACAUUUUGAUAAAUCAUCAUCAAUAAGACAAUCAAUGAAAUCCACACAUUAUCCCGAUAUAAUUUCAAGAAGAAAAUUUGCAAAUUCCAUAUAUUUUCACGAAACAUCAACAAGGGGACAGUUAACAGUUCGCCAGGCUUGUUGCAUAGAAUCCUGCGCAAGAAUGAAUCCAAAAUUAGAAAUAAACGUGAUAUUUUCGUUACAAUUCGAUCCUGAUUACGAAAUCCAUAAACUUUUAAGUCAGAUUGGAAAUAUUAUAUUCUUGAGUGUUAAUAUUUCUAGUUACGUGAAAGGGACUCCAAUGGAAGAUUUUGACACGAGUAUUCUACAGAAAUCCGAAUGGCCAAUGCACGUAACGUCUGAUGCAUUGAGAUAUCUAACUUUGUAUAAACGCGGAGGGAUUUAUUUAGAUUUGGAUGUGAUGUCGAUCAAGCCAUUGGAAGUUCUUGGUGUGAAUUGGGCUGCGAUGGAAGAUAAUUAUUUUGUUAAUUCGGCGGCAAUGGCAUUUGCAAAAGAUUAUGUAGGAAGACACGUGGCAAAGAAAGCUGUAAGGAAUUUUGUUGAGGCGUUUAAUGUGAGCGAUUUUUCUAAUAAUGGUCCAGGAGUGAUUACCAGGGUGCUUAUAGAGCUAUGUGGGAGUUAUCUCACACAACGUAACUGUCAAGGCUUUGAUAUCUACCCAAAGGAAAGCUUUUAUACAAUACCAUAUUACAGAGCCAAAGAAUAUUUCAAAGCGUAUGCAUUGACACAUUUAGAAACAGACCAAAUAUAUGGAUAUCAUAUGUUUAAUUACGCAACGAAUGAUAUUAAGAUUGAAGAUAACUCGUUUUAUGCCAAUUUGGCUAAGGAGUUUUGCCCAACGAUCUAUAAAAAAUACAUCGACGAGUUCUCAUAUGUCCCUAACUCGUCUGAGGUUGGAGGCGCGACGUAAUGGACAACACUCGACGGGCCACACUAAGCUGGUUCGCGGGUCAGAUGGACACAAGCACAGAAAUGGGCACAACACACCCAGAAGCACAGAUAAAUAUUUACGAGCACACGUUCACAUAAUUGCACGCGCUGGGGAUCGAACCAAGGACUUCGAGAUAGCGGGGGCGCGACCACUACCAUACCAUAUUUUGGUUUGCAGCUGCUUUGAAUAUACACACAAUAACAGAACCAUUAAAGUAGGAACAAAUU
This is a messenger RNA of Plodia interpunctella (Indianmeal moth), 1425 nucleotides long. RefSeq names its product alpha-1,4-N-acetylglucosaminyltransferase-like. Gene Ontology annotation, molecular function: hexosyltransferase activity. NCBI's taxonomy places the organism in Eukaryota, Metazoa, Arthropoda, Insecta, Lepidoptera, Pyralidae. Gene Ontology annotation, biological process: glycosphingolipid biosynthetic process. The coding region runs from base 8 to 1177 and encodes 389 amino acids. The record is from RefSeq and is a predicted model, not a curated record. The transcript has 3 exons.